UACAUAAUAGUAUCUCUAUUUACUUUUUGCUACUACCCUAUCCAUAGUGUUUUGUUUGGCCUGUUGGCUGUUACUUUUAUUUUUCCAAAAUAAAAUUUUGUUGGAAAGAUUUUGAGUGUGGCGUAGCUCAAAGAUAAGAAUAUUAGCAUAGCUUAUAUCGUAUGAGUUUUGUUUACGUUACAAUAAUUUAUUACAUAAAACAAAAGUUUUUUGUUUUACAUCACGCACGUCACACGUACAAAUGCACUUAUUUUAGGUACCAGAAAAAUAAAAAAGAUUUUAUAACCAUAGAACUUGGUAACUUAAGUAAUUAUUGCAUGACGUUAAUAAAUCGUAUAACAAUGUUGUCUACACGUUUGUCCGUUGCGUUAAUGAUGGCACGAUUAGCAUCCACGAGCCGCCGUUUUCCUGACUUGCGCCGAAGUAUUUUAGUUUGUUUCAUUUUAUUUGCUAAUUAUUUUCGGUCGUCGCUAUUCGAAUUUAUUAGAAAAACCAGCAUUCAUUUGUGCCAGAAGUGCCUCAGACAAAUCAAGGAAGGACAUAAUGGUUGACCCAAAGCAUGUUUUGAGUUACGAAGAUAUGUUGAAGGUUAUCAAUCGGCCUGAGAAGUUGAUCAUUGAUGUUCGUAAUCCUGAUGAAGUCAACAAUACUGGAAAGAUACCAUCCAGCAUUAAUAUUCCGUUGAGUUCUAUGCAGGAUGUUCUGACCACUAUGUCAAAUGAUGAGUUCCAGAGACAAUAUAAAAGGAGAAAGCCAUCUGCAUCAGAUGAGCUUAUAUUUUACUGUCAAUCUGGCAGGCGUUCCAGUGAAGCCCUGGACAAGGCACUGAAGCUGGGAUACACGAAGUCAAAGACCUAUCUAGGGAGUUGGAAUGACUGGUCCAGCAAACAUCAAUAAAAUUAAUAACAUGAUGUCAAUGAAUAUCUAUAUCUGGAUUUGAAUCUGUUUUCAUUACUUUUUUGAUGUUGAUAUUUUAAAUAAAAUUUUAAGUGUU
Molecule: messenger RNA, 994 nt
Organism: Amyelois transitella
Lineage: Eukaryota; Metazoa; Arthropoda; Insecta; Lepidoptera; Pyralidae
Product: rhodanese domain-containing protein CG4456
Exons: 4
Coding region: 544-897 (117 amino acids)
Cellular component (GO): mitochondrion
Molecular function (GO): thiosulfate-cyanide sulfurtransferase activity
Source: RefSeq, a predicted model, not a curated record